AUGACAUCGUCAAUUCGAAAAUAUUUGUUCGGAGGUGAUCGGCCAUGGUCUCCACUUGACUGGACGGGUUCAGAUGAUACAGUUCGCGGGGGUAUCUCUUACUCAAAGCUUAUUUGCAGUGAAGAUCAACGCGUAGCUGUAUUCACAGGAAAUCUCGAUACCCAAACACUCGGAGGUGCGGGCUUUGCAUCGCAACGUACAACCAGAAACUUCGGAGUACUGGAUUUAUCUGCCUAUGCCGGAAUUAUUCUAGAUAUUCAGGAGACAGACCAUAAGCAAUACACCUUCAUACUCAAGGACACGACUUUGCCGCCGAAGCUAGAUGGUCGAGAACAAAGUAGCGCCGGCUGGGAAUAUAGUUUUUCUGCUUCAGAGCCGGGUGAGUCGGUGCAGGUUUUUUGGUCAGACUUCAAGCCUACCUAUCGCGGCCGUGAAAUGGAAGAUGCGCCGCCGCUAAACAUCUCUAAUAUUACAUGUUGUAGCUUGAUGAUGCGCAGUUUCUUUGGCACACAAGAAGGUCCAUUUCGUUUAGGCUUAACUUCAAUAGCCGCCUUUGGCGAUACUAAUACCCGCGACUCUGGGUCUUUUUCCGACUUCGAUAUGGAAAAAAGACAGGCGAUUAUUGAUGAGAGAGUCCUUCAAAAUACUGGAAGUGACAACAGCUGGUCAGGUAUGAUAGCCAAAAUAUUUUGCAUAGGUUGA
This is a messenger RNA of Blumeria graminis f. sp. triticale, 702 nucleotides long. Lineage: Eukaryota; Fungi; Ascomycota; Leotiomycetes; Helotiales; Erysiphaceae. The record is from the annotation of a GenBank genome assembly.